CUUGUGCUUGCGGGAUUGCAAGUUAUGUUUGCUGAUAAUGAGUAAAACUACAGGAACUUAGAAAAGCGAUGUUUGCAAAGUUUGCCAACGCCGUCAUUGGUAGUUAUAAACGCGCUGUGAGCUGUUAAGGUGCCAGCUGAGGUUUCAGUAGAAGUUAUGCUAGCAAGCUAAGUGGGUGGCAUUGUGGUUUAUUUGUUGUUGUUGUUUUCACCGUGAAGAUAAGAUCUCAUUUUAAUUAGAUUCAUGUUGAAAUAUAAGUAAAUGAGCUAGGUAUAGGUUGACAGCUGCUUUUCCAACAUUACCAACAUUACCAAGUCGCUGUACAUGAGCUCCCGCGCCCGCACCAGUGUGUCUUCUUAACGUAUGGGGCAGAGUUCCGCAGGAUCUCUGUGAACCGCGUCAAGCCUGGCAAUUUCCAGGAGUUCUUCACACUCAUGCUGCACAUCCACCGCAUCACCAACAUGGAGGUGAUGAUUGGUUAUGCCGACGUCCAUGGGGACCUUCUGCCCAUCAACAACGACGAGAACUUCUGUAAGGCUGUGUCCACCGCCCACCCCCUGCUCCGCAUUUUCAUCCAGAGACAAGAGGAGGUUGACUACAGCAGUUUUGGCACAAACACGCUGACCCGGAAGAAGAAGGCAGUGGUCACUCUUCGCAACGACCUAAACAGGAAACGACCUCACAUCCGCAUCGGCAUGCCGCAGGAUUUCCGGCCCGUGUCCUCCAUAAUUGACGUGGACAUCCUUCCUGAGUCCCACCGGCGGGUGCGUCUGUACCGGCACGGCUCUGACAAGCCACUGGGUUUCUACAUCCGUGAUGGCACCAGUGUGCGUGUCACACCCCAUGGCCUGGAGAAGGUGCCAGGCAUCUUCAUCUCGCGCCUGGUGCCCGGCGGCCUGGCCGAGGGCACUGGUCUGCUGGCCGUCAAUGACGAGGUGCUAGAGGUGAACGGCAUUGAGGUGACGGGCAAAACCCUGGACCAGGUGACUGACAUGAUGAUCGCCAACAGCCACAACCUGAUAGUGACGGUGAAGCCGGUGAACCAGCGCAACAACGUGGUGCGAAGCAGCCGUAUCUCAGGUAGCUCGGGACGCUCGUCCGACAGCAGCGGCUCGGGGGGUUGCCCCGCCAUCGCCGGCCUGCCCUCUGCUACGGCUGUCACCUCCUCCACUGCCGACCACGGCUAUGCACCUGACGACCUUGACAGCGACGAGGAGUCGGACAUAGUCAUCGAAAGCAGCGUUGGUCGCCCAUCACGCCGCUCGCAGGGUCAGCUGGCUUCGUCCUCGGCUGCCCCAAACAGCCCAGUCAGCAGGCCACAGAGCCGGCCCCUAUCCGUUGUGUCCACAGCCUCCUUCCACUCGCAGGUCAGCCUGAACGGCAUGGCUCACGGCAGCCUGAGCUACCGGUUGCACAGGGACCUGAGUCUGCAGCCACCCCAGCACAGCAGCAGCCUCGCAGGCAGGGAGAGCAGCAACAGCAGCCUGCACAAAAUCCUGAGCAGCCUAAGAACAGGCCCCCGCAACAGCUUGGUGCUUCCCCCUGGGGGUGUGGAGGAGGAUGGCAUGGUCAUCACCCUAUAACGCACUCUUGCAGUGGUGCAACUCUUGAAACUCCCUCUUAAAAACACACACAUGACCCAGAGACUUAAUCGUACAGCCUGGGACAACAGACUCGAACCUCACACUACUUUCUUAAAAGGUUUUGUAAAAUGACUAAUGUAAGACACACUGUCUUGAGAUAUUACUCUGUUCUUAAAUAAUGUUUGCUUAAUGUACACUGCCAUGUCUUAUCUGUUGGGGAUACAUGGGAAAUAGUGUGGUACAUGUUUAGUUUGUUUGUUUGAUUUUCCUUUAGGCAGAGCCACUAAUUCAACAUGAAUGUGUUCUUCUUUAUCAAAUUGUCCACUUAGUGAUCAUUUUUAAUCAUGUUUUCUAAAUGUGUCUUUGGACCAGCAGCGAGGUUUUGACCUGCAUAUUUGUUUUAAAUAAUAGUUCAAGUUGCAGUAUAUAACUGAUCAUAUUUGCCACUACCAUUAGUGAUUUGGAGUCAGCACUGGAAUUCUCUGUGUGGGAGGGAGCUACACUUAUGCUAAUGUAUUAUGUUGGCUUACAAUUUGUAUAUCCUGAGUGUGACACCAAAUUUUGAAGUUGUACAGCAUUUUGUUAAUAUUCCUCUGAAAUGUCUACUGUAUAUGUUUCAGGCUUCAAAUCUCAUUCCUGCAGAAAAUCCUUUAUUCUUAGAACAUUUGAGUAUUAUAUCUUACAAUGUCACAUAGGAGAACACACUGUAAUUACAUGGAUCAAGGAAUUAUGUUUUUAAGGUUUGUCCUGUUUUCUCAGUGACAUGUAUCGACAAUGGCUUUUUCCCCCUCUACUGCUAUAUUGGGGACCUUGAUACAGCAGUGAAACGCACAGGCGUGUCAUACACUGAUGUUUGCAUGGUGCUCUCUAACCAAUGGUUUUGUCUUCUAACCCCACAACACACACCCACAUACACACGCGCAUGCACACACAUUCUGUCAGGUCACUGAUAAUGAACUCCUAACUGGCCCAACUCAAGUCCACACAGCUGUUCACAGGCUGUGUCCUGGGAGAUGCUCAGCUCUUAGCAAGAGCAGUGACCUCUCUACAUGCUCAGUGAAUUUAGCAUCACCCUGCAGGUUCUAACACUCCAGUUAGGGUCAUUCACAUUUAAAGCGUUUGUUGGCUUUUCUUAAUUGGGAAUAAUUGCAUUGGCUCACAGUGUUUGGUUAACAUUACCCUCUUAAGUUAUCUGUGUUUUUAUACACCAGCACCAGCUGUUCUGUUUUCUGAUUUUCACAUGUUUCUGGAGGUUUUUUUCCCCCCAAAAGGUGUGGACUGUGGGACAUAAUUUCUAUAGUCUUAUGACUUGAUUACGUUAUGUAUAGGCAGUUUGGUCUACGUGCAUAUGUUUGUCCUAACAACCCCUAACCGUUUGUGCCUUGUUGUCCCAUCCUCUGGCACAUCUCACCCAAAGUAUUAUGCUUCUAGCUCAGCAUCUCUUUGUACCUGGCCACUGGAUGAUCAAAGUGAUACAAAUGGAUGCCUCAGUGAUUGGCAUCAGAAUUCUGUCUGUAAGUUGCCAUCUGCUGGUCACUUUUGGAGUUUUUAAUUUACUGGGAGUAUCAACUGGGAGCCACCUCAGUACCAAGCAAAUGAAUAUUUAUUGUACAGUAUUUCUGAAGUUUAAACAUUUGUCCUGGUUGUUUAAUUUCUUUGUUGGUUUUCCAUGUACACCAAUUUUAGGUUUGAAUAAAAAGAUAAUAUGAACUGA
Messenger RNA from Electrophorus electricus (electric eel), 3297 nucleotides. RefSeq names its product par-6 family cell polarity regulator gamma b (gene pard6gb). Gene Ontology annotation, cellular component: apical plasma membrane; cell cortex; nucleus. Gene Ontology annotation, molecular function: protein binding. Lineage: Eukaryota; Metazoa; Chordata; Actinopteri; Gymnotiformes; Gymnotidae. Gene Ontology annotation, biological process: centrosome cycle; regulation of cellular localization; establishment or maintenance of cell polarity. The record is from RefSeq and is a predicted model, not a curated record.